UUCCUUCUUUUUCUUCAUUCUUUCUUUUUCUUUCUCUCUUUCUUUCUUUCUUUCUUCUUCUACCGAGUUCCACCAUUUCACUGGUCAAUCCCACAGUUCAAAGUCAUCGUUCAACCAUUUCUCUCUCCAACAGUUGACCAAAUACUAGAUUUUUCACCAACCAAACAUCGAAAUUUUUAUCCCUACCCAGAUCCCUUGCUAUAAAUGAGACGAAUUGUCUCUCCUAAGUCUCAGCCGAUGUUUUCUUCUUCUUCAUCUUCUUUGUCUGGGUCGACUCCAACUCCGACGACGACGACGACAUCGACGUCGAUGACCGAGACGGUGAAUGGGUCCCACCUGUUCAACAUCUCAGGGUACCCGCUCUUGAAAGGUAUUGGGAUCGGAAACAGCGUGGCGUCCGAUACUUUCACCGCCGGCGGGUACUCUUGGGCAAUUUAUUUUUACCCGGACGGCAAUAAUGUGCAGGACAAUGCUACGUAUGUUUCGCUGUUUAUAGGUUUGGCGAGUGAAGGCACUGAUGUGAGAGCGCUUUUUGAACUGAAGCUUUUGGAUCAGAGUGGGAAAGAGAGGCAUAAGGUUUAUUUCGAUACCCAGUUCGAUAGGGGGCCUUACACGUUCAGAAAGCGCGGUCAAAUGUGGUAAUCGAUUAUUCUUUCUAAAUUUGGGGUUUUUUUUUUUUUUUUUUUUGGUGAUCUUGAUUAUAAUUGUUAUGAUUAUGAUAGUGUUUGUUAUGUUUAUGUAGUGGGUUAUAUAUUUAUUUUUGCUGAGUGUGUUAAUGUUAAUUAUCAUGAUUGUUGUUUCUUUGCUAAGUUCAUUCUUAGUUGUUGAUGAAUUAAAUCCUGUAGGGCACUUGUUAAUGAGUGUUACAUGACCCAAUAAACAUAACAAUUUUUUGAAAUUGGUCAUGUUAACGGGAAAAUUGAAAAAUCUGUGGAAAAAUUAACUACU
This is a messenger RNA of Quercus lobata, 948 nucleotides long. RefSeq names its product BTB/POZ and MATH domain-containing protein 4-like. Gene Ontology annotation, biological process: protein ubiquitination. Gene Ontology annotation, molecular function: protein binding. Lineage: Eukaryota; Viridiplantae; Streptophyta; Magnoliopsida; Fagales; Fagaceae. The transcript has a single exon. The record is from RefSeq and is a predicted model, not a curated record. Bases 205 to 642 code for a protein of 145 amino acids.